Messenger RNA from Hordeum vulgare subsp. vulgare (domesticated barley), 1678 nucleotides. Its product is annotated as germin-like protein 9-3. NCBI's taxonomy places the organism in Eukaryota, Viridiplantae, Streptophyta, Magnoliopsida, Poales, Poaceae. Bases 562 to 1215 code for a protein of 217 amino acids. Gene Ontology annotation, cellular component: cell wall. Gene Ontology annotation, molecular function: manganese ion binding. The transcript has a single exon. The record is from RefSeq and is a predicted model, not a curated record.
UUCUCCGUCUUAUGAUAUAAGAAUAUUCUUUAUACUAUUUUUUACAUUAUUAUAGUGUCAAAAACACUCGUACAUUAUAGGACGAAGGGAGUAGAUAGAUAGAAAAAUGGAUGCAGCGUUACAUACUUGCAGGCUACUAUUUGGUGAACAAGUCAGUAGCUCCGAAUGAUCAAGUUGAGAGUGAUCGAGACAGACUCACACGUCCAAGUUCCCAUUGCAAUGGGAAUAGAAAUAAAUCCUACGCUGCAUAUUGUAGGUAUAUCCAUAUGCUUGGAGACACCAAGAGCUGCACAACAUCGGCCAGUUAAUUCUUCCUCAGAUGCGUGUCAAACUGUCCAUUAGCGCUAUCUGGUCACAGCUUGCUGUUCUACAAUGUGCAUCCAUCGUCCUUGGUUUCUCAAACUCUCCAUCACAUCACUAGACCACCUCUUCUGUAUAAAUUGAAAACACAGCAAGUCGCUCCACAUCCUCACCACGUCUCGCAGCCACCCAUAGCCUCCGUCAAGCAAUCGCUUUGCACAUCUAAAUUGUUUGCUUAGCUUGCAGCUACGUUCAUUUUCAAUGGCGUCCAUCAACCGCUACUCCUCCUUGGUGUUGGUGGUGGUUGCACUUGCCUCGGCGCCGUUGGCCGCCGUGGCCGGCGACCCCGACAUCCUCACUGACUUCGUCGUGCCCACCUCCAUGAUCGGCAUGCCACCGAUGAACAUCACCGCCGACUUCUUCACCUACACCGGCUUGGGCGCCGCCAUGAACAUGACCACGCCAGGGACGCAGAACUUCACGGUGACCAAGGCCACCAUGAUGGAAUUCCCUGCGCUCAACGGGCAGAGCGUGGCCUACGCCAUGCUCAAGUUCCCCUCCGAAUCAGUCAACCCGCCGCACACACACCCGCGCGCCGCCGAGCUGCUGCUCGUCCUUGACGGUGCGCUCUCCGUCGGCUUCGUCGACACGGCCGGCAAGCUCUACACGCAGGACCUGGCUGCCGGCGACAUGUUCGUGUUCCCCAAGGGCCUGGUCCACUACCAGUCCAACCCGGGGCAAAGCCACGCCGUCGCGCUCUCCGCAUUCGGCAGUUCCGCGCCAGGCACCGUGUCCGUGCCCGUCACCGUGUUCGGCACCGGCGUUGAUGACGCUGUGCUCGCCAAGUCAUUCAAGACCGACCUGCCCACCGUGCAGAAGCUCAAGGCGGCGCUCACUCCACCUCCCAAGAAGUGAUCCAUGUGAGGUUUCUCAGUGUAUCCACGCCGCCAUGAACUAAUAAGGCUAUGAGCUUGUGAGUGAUGAUGGAAUAAUACGCUUGUUGUGAAUCCUAUAUAUAUUCAAAUCAGAAAAAAAAGUUAGGACAUGUUGUAUUUUUGUGAAUAGAGGGAGUAUGAGUUUUCUUCCGUACCAAUACCGAGAUGUCGUGAGGGAAUAGUUUCUAUCAAGAAGAAACAUAUUUUCCUGAAAAGGAACAUUUUAAUGAAAACAUGACAUUUCGAACGAAUAUGGAACAUUAUCUUUAUGACGAAGAAACUAUUUUAUCAACGGAACAAAGCACUUUUUCCAAAGUAGUAAUCCUCAAAAGAUGCACGAUAUUCCAUCGUGCUAGUAGGCCGUCCAUAUAUGAUUCGGCCAAGCAGAUCUCCAUCAUGGUUCGAAAAAAGUUCUAGAAUUAAUGCCUUUCUGAAACCUGUCC